This is a messenger RNA of Fundulus heteroclitus (mummichog), 2243 nucleotides long. RefSeq names its product bone morphogenetic protein 7. Lineage: Eukaryota; Metazoa; Chordata; Actinopteri; Cyprinodontiformes; Fundulidae. The transcript has 7 exons. The record is from RefSeq and is a predicted model, not a curated record. Gene Ontology annotation, molecular function: growth factor activity; cytokine activity. The coding region runs from base 183 to 1463 and encodes 426 amino acids. Gene Ontology annotation, biological process: SMAD protein signal transduction. Gene Ontology annotation, cellular component: extracellular region.
GAUCACGGCAACACGCUGCGCAAACGGUGAAUUAUGAAUGAAUGACACUGAGUUGGUGGUGGGAGGCGUGUUUUACUCUCAGCACAUGUCCAAGGAGCGCAUCGCACCUCAAGCGUCUCCCAUAAACCGGUCAGAGCCGUGCGUAAAAAAAGAAAGAAAGAAAAGAAAUUGGAGUUAACAAAAUGCUGGCAAGCGCGGUGGCCAGCACCCUGUUCCUUCUGUCCUGCUGGGGCUCCUGCGUGUCAGCCACGCGUGUCUCCUUCUCCAACUUCUCCGUGGACAACGAGGUGCGCUCCAGCUUCAUCCAACGGAGACUGCGGAGCCAAGAGCGCAGAGAGAUUCAGCGGGAGAUCCUCUCCAUCCUGGGCCUGCCGCACCGCCCGCGGCCGCACUCUCACACCAAGCACAACGCCGCUCCGAUGUUCAUGCUGGACCUGUACAACACCAUCUCCACGCAGGCAGAUGCGCACACAUACUCCCGGUACCAGGCGGUUUUACAGGCUCAGGCCUCAGCAGCGGUGAGCCCACAGGACAGCCGCUUCCUGGACGACGCGGACACGGUGAUGAGCUUCGUCAACCUCAUUGAUCGGGAUGCGGACCAUCUGUUCCAGCCACACUCGCAGGCGUUCCGCUUUGACAUUUCCCGUAUUCCGGAGGGCGAGGCCAUCACGGCAGCGGAGUUUAGGAUUUACAAGGAUCUGGUCCAGGAGCGCACUGGGAAUGAAACCUUCAGAGUCAGCGUCUACCAAGUCGUUCGGCGGCCCCCCGACAGUGAAGUGGAGCUUUUGCUGCAGGACCAGCGAGAAGUUUGGGAUUCGGACGAGGGAUGGCUAGCUUUUGAUCUGACCGCCACAAGUACCCUCUGGCAGCACAGCCCGGACCAGAACCUUGGACUCUACCUGGUUCUUGAGGACAACCACGGCCAAAAGAUGAACCCCCGAAGAGCCGGGCUGCUGACAGGCAGUGGAGCUAAAGACAAGCAGCCUUUCCUUGUUGUCUUCUUUAAAGUCAACGAGGUGCGGCUCCGCAGCACUCGGUCAGCCCACGGCCAAAAAGGACGGCAGUCGAGCCGCUCCAAACAACAGAAGACCGUCCAAGACGCGCUGAAGGCAGCAGAGGCCGUAACAGACACCCUUGGACUGUCAAAGGAGGGAUGUAAGAAGCGGGAGCUGUACGUCAGUUUCAGAGAUUUAGGAUGGCAGGACUGGAUUAUUGCGCCGGAGGGUUACGCUGCGUAUUACUGUGAGGGGGAGUGCGCUUUUCCUCUCAACUCCGACAUGAACGCCACCAAUCACGCUAUCGUGCAAACCCUGGUACACUUUAUCAACCCUGGGACAGUCCCCCAGCCCUGCUGCGCCCCCACCCAGCUCCAUGGCAUCUCGGUGCUGUACUUUGACGACAGCUCCAACGUCAUCCUCAAGAAGUACCGCAACAUGGUGGUCAGAGCCUGUGGCUGUCACUAACCGUACUGUCACCUUUUUGGCCGGACUUCUGCCAAUCUGAAAGGCAGAAGGAGGCGUAACUUGGACCGAAGAGGCGAUGGGGUCUUGGCUCCGCAAAAGCUUGCGCCGCUCUGCAAACUCGAUCCCGGGCGAGUCGCAAUGGCUUGGAGCCGCUCCUGCAGACCAGCGCUAGGAGGAGAUUUGUGAAGACUUUAUAAGCACAAACCAAACUUGGAGGGAGUGCUCUCAGUUUGCAGAGAUUGCAUCAGAGGCAUCAUACACUGUAUUUGCGACUGAGGGUUGAAAACGUAAGACGUCUUCUGUAUCAUGAGAUUGUAUUUUAAGGCUUUGAGAUCAUCUGAAUGAAUGCGUCUUCCCCGGGUCAGGUGUAAAACAUCUGCAAGCUGUUAGGAUGACUUUCGUGUCGAUUUACUCUUCCCCUCCAAAAGAAGAGUCACACUCUAAUGUUUCCCCGGAUUGUCUUUAGUCAUGAUUGCGGCACGCGUUCCCCGUACCAUCGAUAAGAUUCUGCAACGCCACAUUUGUUUCCGCUCAGAGUUGCCUUUAAUUUCUCACCAUGAUCUUGUAAAGAUGAUGGGACAGGGAGGCUGCCGGGCAAGUUCUUUUUUUUCCCCCAGCGUGUCCCAAAGAUUGUCAGUCUGGUUAACGUCUGACCUCGUGCUACUUGAGCCACUGUUGCACAAUUUGAAGCCAAUGAAUCCUGGCAGGACUGGUGGUUUUCUUAAGGCAACACAGCUGUUUAGUUUAAAUUUCAAAUUCCUUUCUCGUGGCGGCCGUGGA